This is a messenger RNA of Aspergillus oryzae RIB40, 486 nucleotides long. RefSeq lists its product as uncharacterized. Lineage: Eukaryota; Fungi; Ascomycota; Eurotiomycetes; Eurotiales; Aspergillaceae. Bases 1 to 486 code for a protein of 161 amino acids. The record is from RefSeq and is a predicted model, not a curated record. The transcript has 2 exons.
AUGAAUCCCAACCUACCCAAGGCAGAUUUGAAUGAGGUAUGGGACGCGCAGCUGCAAAAAUGGCGUUAUCAGUGUGAAUACCUUGACAAGUGGCGCGAAUGGGAGGAACGGACGGGCAAGGAGCUUGACGCUAUCAUCGCCCCGGUGGCGGCGACAGCUGCAGUCCGCCACAACCAAUUCCGGUACUAUGGGUAUGCUACUGUCUUUAACGUGUUAGAUUACACCAGUGUUGUUGUCCCGGUUACCUAUGCAGACAAGGCGGUGGAUCACAGAUUGGCGGAUUAUCAGCCGGUUAGUGAUAUGGAUAAGGCGGUUUAUGCGGAGUAUGAUCCCGAGGUUUAUCAUGGCGCACCCGUUGCCGUGCAGAUUAUCGGCAGACGUCUUAGUGAGGAGCGGACCCUGGCUAUUGCGGACAUACCAUUUACGAGGCCACGCCGAGUAUUUCGCCAUUCAAAGCAGCUUAUACGUACCUAUUGGUUGUUCUGA